CAGGUGACCGCAACACUGUUCAAAAAAGGCGCACUGAAAAACAACGGCAAUGAAAAGUCAAAGCUUGACCAGCAGACAUUAGGAUCUGGGGAGAGAGACCGCAAGGCUAUCGAUUUUAAGGCGCAUCAAGUCAAAUCAGAUAUCUUCCUGCACCUUGAGAGCUAACGACAAAGGGCGACAAAAUUCCCCAUCGACAUGGCCUAUGAUGCUAGUCAUAUGUUGGAGGCAGCGCUAGAGCAAAUGGAUGACAUUAUCGCUGGCUCCAGGGCGCUGGUUCCCCUGGGGGAGUUCAGCACUGCUCUGGUGGAGCUGCCGGGGGCCUCCGUGGCCUUCUCUGCCCGUCUGCGAGUGCUCCAGCUGGCCGAGGAGCUGCGGGACGUGCUGGAGGUGCAGUACAGCCCGGAGGAGGCCGCCGCGCUGAGGAGGCAGAUCCCGGCCGACACGGCGCGCGCCUUGCUGCGGUGGCUCGGCCGUGGACUGGUUGUGAACCUGCAGUCAUUGGGGAACAAUGAGAACUAUCAAGAACGCCUGACUCGAUUAGAAGGGGACAAAGAGUCACUCGUUCUCCAGGUGAGUGUGUUGACUGACCAAGUGGAAGCCCAGGGGGAGAAGAUUCGGGACCUGGAGAGCUCCCUGGAGGAGCACCAACACAAGCUCGACAACACAGAGGAGAUGUUGCAACAGGAGCUCUUGAGCAGGACCUCUUUGGAGACCCAGAAAUUGGAUCUGAUGGAUGAGGUGUCCUACCUGAAACUGAAGCUUGCCGGAAUGGAGAAACAGAACCACAGUGUAGAACGUCAACACAAAGCUGAGAGUGUAGUGAAUCUGAUUAGUGAGCUCCAGGAGCAGAUGUGUAGGAUCCAGCAGGAGCUCACCAGUAAAGCGAGAGGGAAAAAAGAACCCGUGGCUGAGAGGCAGGCCGGGGAGGGCCAUGGCAGCGGCAGCGGCGGCGGCGGCGGUAUCCCAGCCGAGGCCCCUGCCGGUGGGGCGGAGGAGGAGACCAGCAGUGCCAGCGUGGCUCCCGGCAGCCCCGGAGCUCCUGAACCGGAGCAGAGCUGCCGCUGUGGAAAAGAGAGUGGCCUGCUGCACGAGCUGAGGCUUCUGAAGGACAAGGUGGACGAACUGGAGGACGAGAAGCUCCAGUAUGAGAGGAAGCUCAAAGCUACGAAGGUGGAGAUCUCCAACCUCCAGCAGCUCCUCAUGGCCAAGAACACUGAGAUCGAGACCCUGCAGGCUCAGCUGCUGGCCAGAUCCCCCGUGUCCGUGGACAGCGCGGAGAGAGAGGAAAUAUACAGGAGAAGACUCAACAACAAACAUCAGGAGUUGCAGCGGUUAAGAUCAGGAAUGGAGUCACUGCUUGCAGCUAACGAUGAAAAGGAUAGGCGAAUUGAGGAGCUUACCAUCCUGUUGAGCCAGUGCAGACAGUUCCGAGACACUUCAGCCAAUGUUCCAGUCUCCAGAGAGCGAGCGCUGACCGGCUGCAGUGAGGACGGACGCAUGAACGGGGAUGUGAGGAUGAGGGCGCUCUCCCUGAAAACCCACUCAGAGUCCUCCAGCGGCUCCUCCCCCAUCCUCACGUCUCCUCUGGCCAAUCAAAGAGAGGCUGAAUCCAGGUCUCAACCAAGACUGAUGUCGUCCAGUAUGGAAGAUUUGCAGAGCGGGCUUGUGAAGGUACAAGUAGCUGGAGCAUCAGUAGAGCCUGUAGUGUCAGCAGAGGUUCGACCAGCAGACAACAAGAGCCAGACGUUGCCGGGGAAACUGUCUCUGGUGGAGCAGAGCAGAGAGAGUGAGGGCAGUGACACUUCAGCUCAGAAGUCACCGGAAGAGAGCGAGGAUGGAGACUUCAGCCUAAGGAAAGGUGAGAAGAUGGAGGACACGACGUCCUCGGACGUCUCGCCCAUGUCCUCGGGGGCAGACUCGGGACAGCAGUCCCCCGUGUCCCAGGAAAAUGUCAAGAACACCAAAAGUAUCCGGAAAAUAUGGGGAAAAAUCAGGAGGACACAGUCGGGAGGACUGAACGGGGUUGACCUGGAGCCGUCAGAGUUCCGCAGGGGAGGACUACGAGCCACGGCUGGCCCCCGUCUGGCCCGCACUCCUGACUCAGGCAGCUCAGUCCGGGACAAAAACACACCCUUCGCGAAGUGGACCAAAGAGCAAGUGUGUGGUUGGCUGGAGGAGUAUGGUCUCGGCCACUAUGUGAACCUCACCAGGCAGUGGGUAGAGAGUGGACAGACCCUCCUCUCCGCGACACCUCAGGACAUGGAGAAGGAGAUGGGCAUUAAGCACCCUCUGCACAGGAAGAAGCUCCAGCUGGCCAUACGGUCGUUCAGCAACAAGACCAUGGAGAAGUCGUCCGAGCUGGACCAUAUCUGGGUCACACGCUGGCUGGAUGACAUUGGCUUGCCUCAGUACAAAGACCAGUUCCAUGAAGCUCGCGUGGACGGCAGGAUGCUUCAGUACCUGACAGUGAACGACCUUCUGUUCCUGAAAGUCACUAGUCAGCUUCAUCACCUCAGCAUCAAGUGUGCCAUCCACGUGCUCCAUGUCAACAAGUUCAACCCCCACUGCCUGAGGCGCAGGCCGGGCGACGAGAGCAAGGCCUCUCCCUCGGAGGUGGUGCAGUGGUCCAACCACCGUGUGAUGGAGUGGCUGCGCUCAGUGGACCUGGCUGAAUACGCCCCCAAUCUGAGGGGCAGUGGUGUCCACGGAGGCCUCAUUAUCCUGGAGCCGCGCUUCAGCUCGGACACCUUGGCCAUGCUGCUCAACAUCCCGCCGCAGAAGACGCUGCUGAGGCGCCACCUCGCCACCAACUUCUCCGCCCUGGUGGGCGCCCAGGCUCAGCAGGAGAAGAGGGAGUACGCCAACGCCACAGGGCACACGCCUCUCACCACCACAGCCAAAGUCAGGCCAAAGAAGCUGGGUUUCACGCACUUCAGUCACCUGCGUAAGAGGCGACAGGACGACUCGGCGGACUACAUCUGCCCCAUAGACACCAGCUCCCCCUCCUCCCUCAACGGCUCCCCCCACAGGCCGUACGCCGGCCUCAGGGGUCUCAGCCCGGUGCUGGACAGAGACUCGGACCGGAUGGAGCAGGAGUGCACUGAAGAAAUCAGUUCAAUCAGUUUAGCAGAGGAUGAGGAGGCGAAGUGUAGAGAAACAAGACUGUGAUCCAUGUGGGACCCUGGAGCAGACAAAGCUUGAAUCAGAAGGUAUAUUCAUGGAGCGACUGCUCCAUUACCGUAACACCAAAUAAGAAAGAGAUCAAUUGGAAAACUGAUUAGCAAUAACCAACCUCCUCUGAUACAGUGAUGAAGACCACUUUGUGUAUUUGUCAUUUGUACCACUCUGCAUUGCUGCCCUCUGCUGUCCAAUAAAAGAAUUGCAUUAUAGUGUUUACACAGAAUGAACCCAUGCAUGUGAAGCAUACUGAAAUAAUAAUAAUGAUUAUACAUGUCGGAAAAAGAUCAUACAGUCCUUGUCAAAAAGUCAUACAUCGGACAUAAACCCAUCACUUCAUUACAAUUGACUUUUUUUGUCCAUUCAACUAUCCAGCCGUCAGUGCCAAAGACUCAAUGUUUCCAGUGAAGACUAUUCAUUUGUUUUGACAUGGCCAUAAAUUUGUGUUAUAGGAAUAGAUAAAAAGAUUAGUCCGUUUAAGCCACUGAGAACAAGAGCAGUGUCCUGCUCAUAUGUAGGCUGGCUGCAUAUAAGAACUCUGGUGUUAGCCUUGAGAGUUGGUGCAAGUGUUCGCUCUUGAAUUUCCCACCUAAUUUCCAUGAAAUUUGAUAAGGUUGGUUCUACAGUUUAUGUUAAGCUAACCCUUUUCAUGUAAAUUACUGUUAAAAUGAGGACUGAAUAAAUAUCCUCUUAAAAGAGCUAUGCAUGUUUGAGGUAUUUGAAAAAU
Molecule: messenger RNA, 3904 nt
Organism: Sardina pilchardus (European sardine)
Lineage: Eukaryota; Metazoa; Chordata; Actinopteri; Clupeiformes; Clupeidae
Gene: ppfibp2a
Product: PPFIA binding protein 2a
Exons: 28
Coding region: 196-3168 (990 amino acids)
Biological process (GO): neuromuscular junction development
Cellular component (GO): presynaptic active zone
Molecular function (GO): protein binding
Source: RefSeq, a predicted model, not a curated record